GUUUCCUUCAGACCACAGUUAAUAAAUCCCAUGUCUUUGAGGGUUCUCGUUAAAAAAAAAAGUCUCCCUCUCUUGUUUACUUCCCACCACGCCCUAACCCUUACAUUUUAUUUCACAGGCAGCGCGAUGGAGGUCGGCGUCAUGCGUCAAUAUAGCAGCGACUCAAAAAGCAGUAGCACUACAGCAUCGACCAUCGACAGCGACAGGAGCAGGCAUGGCGAUGGGAUCAAGACCAGGCAAAGUGCUGAUGGCAAAUGGCCGAAUACAAAAAAUGGUGGCGACAGUCGUCAACUAUCAAUCGAUCCCUGGCUCUCGGCUGAGGCGAUCGCUUCAGAAAAGGACACUCGCUCGUCUAGAGGAUUUAGGAGUAGUCGAGAGGUCCGCUCCCAUCGCCAAUACCCAUUGGCCGAGCUCUCGCGAAGGACCUCUUCUAUUAAAUCAAGAUUCGAACAUGAACCCAUGGUCCUGAUGUCGACCUCUGCAACCACGCCAGGCCUACUCCGCGACGAGACCCCAGGACCAAAAUUUACAUCACCGAGAAAGCAGGCAUUGGAUGUAAUCGAGGUCAACUGCUCUGACAGUGAAGAGACCACACAGGACGAUACCCGGGCACGCAUGCAGACCGCACCUAAGUAUAACAGCAACAGCACAGCCCACAGCAACAUGUUCAGAGGAAAGGCAGUUUCUCCUCUAAAAAUGAGUCCCAACCGAAGGCGUCUAAUACGGACCUCCGCACUAUAUCCCUCUAUCAAUGUCAUUUCGAGCGAUGACGAUGAGAGCGACGAGAUGCCUACUACGCUAGUCAGCCAUCGGAAAUUCGUGAAGGAAAUCGUGGAGAGCAGUGACGAUGAUCUUGACGAACUGUCGCGGGAUGCGAGUAGAAACGUACUGAAGACUGAUAUCAGCAGGCCGAGAAACCCUCGCCAUCCAAUUGCAGACGACACUAUACCUCGGUCUCCUGAACGCCCCGAGACGCUAACAGCAGCAACCUCAAGCACACCUCUGGGUUCAUCUGCUAAAAUGCCAUGGUCAAUCACGGAGGGUCCCGAUCGGGAUAUUGUCCUCUCAACGCCGACAUUGAAACAAAGAACACGGCAUUACGACAUGGUUCGUGACUCUGAGGACGAUCUCUCUGAGGCUGAAGAGUGUUUGGUCAUAUCUGAAACCAGGCGCCGAAAGAGCUCUUCCCGAGCGGAGCAUGUGGGGCUUCCUAAGGUUGAGUCAGUAAUGGCGGAUGAUCGGAGGAAAAGCUUGUCGCGGGCAAUCGUCUCUGACUCCGAGGCUGAAAUUGGGGUAUCUGAUGCGACUCAAGCCGAGAGGGAUGAAAUUUACACCGUUUCACAAUCUACUGUAGGAGGACGCGAUGGGAUGGGGGAAAGAGCAUUUUCAAUCGAGAGUCAGGACAUUUACGAGCUGUGCAAACAAAGUCGUUCAUCGCCCACGGAGAAUCUACACAACAAGCAGACUUACACAAGACUGACAAAACCUCGGCCACUGAUUCUGGACAUUCCUUCAGACGACGACAACAGUCAGGAUGUGGUAGAGAUAUUAAAGAGAGGCGAUACCGCAGGCUUGGAGGAGGAGCACAGGAAAUUGAGGGAGACUUUGAUGUUUACGGAUCAUCUUGACGACAAAGCUCCAUCAUCUAAGCCAGACUGGCCUCAAGGUAGAAAGUUGGAUACAGAAAAUGGACAAAGAAGCCCAUUUGUUGCGUUCCCGAUCUUCAACCGCACAACGAAGCGCGCAAACAUGGACGAGCAGGGACGAAUGGCCGAUAUGGACUCUUUGAAGGAAUAUUACCCAUCCUGGAAGAAACCCAGCGAGUCCGAUGGAAAGCGUCCACAUACUGAGAUUUUAUCUGCUAUGAUUGGACGGGAGGAUGAGCAGGACGACGAGCCAUUGGAGGAUCCACGUGCGCGACGUCGCUCAGGAAGAGCCACUCUAGCAUCGCCGCCCAAGAAGAUGAGGAUUUCGGAAGUUGCGCCGGAUAUCUCGGCAAUGGAGUCCGCAUUAAAGGCAGCUGCAGAUCAUUCCCGGCAGCAGGCGGAUAUCAAGAAGCCUGCUCCGCCCGCGAAGAUGGAGACGAUCGACUCGUUCUCCACCAUGUCUGAUUCUCAGCCCCUCAUCACCGGGGUGUAUUCUAGCAAGGGCCGCGGAGCCUUGCAGACAGAGGAAAUCGAGGACUUUUCGGACGACCAAAGGUCACAGAGGUCGCAGAAAGCUCGACAAUCAGGGGAGCGCAAGCUGCGACGGUAUAGCGGCCUACAACUUGGGGGUCGCGCUCAGCCGAGAAUUCUUUUUGAGGACUCGAAGAAGGAUAGAGUCGUGGAUCGAGGGAAAGAUAUCCAGCGGGAGCAGCGGGAGUCGCAACAGGCGCAGCAACAACCAAGGUACGACGAUCAAGGACAAGAUACCUGGCCAAAGCAGGACGAGCAAUUUAUCAGGGAUAUCUCGCCAAUCUUGUCACAGAAUGCCAUGGACAGAUGCCCUAUAUGUCGCAAAAUGGUUCCCGUGGAGGAUCUGAUUGCGCACGUGGAUGCAGAGCUACUUGCCAAUGAACAGAAAGAAAGAGAAGACAUGCAGAAGCGUGAUGAGGCCAUGGCUCUGGCGUUAGAUGAGAUUUACCAGACCCAGGAUGUCGUGCAUAUUAAGGACUCGUUUGCCGAGAGCGACACGCAUACCCAAGCGCCAGCUCUCUAUUCGGCUCAGAUACAGGGGCAGUCACUCGGAAACCAACCUGCACUGAUUUCAUCCAAGGCUCCGACUACAAUCAAAGGUGUACGGAAUAGUGUCUUGUCUUUGGAUUCCCCCAUUCGAAAGGUGAACAGUCUUUCGCUCGAUUCGCCCCCUCCCAUUACAAGAACGCGUGAGCAGGAUCGAUAUCGCGAUUCAGCUGGCUAUUCAGGCGUGUCAACAGUUUUCAGUGAAGAAAGCGCCAACUACAGCGCCGACCAAAGCCGUGUUCUCGAGGAUGAUGAGCCUCUUGACUUUGCCGACUUUGAAUGCCUGUCGAGUCAAAGUGCGUUUCACAUCCAGCCAGGACAGGCCAUCGACGACGCAGCAGCGGCAGAAUCCCUGGAUGGUUAUAUUUCGGUCAGGCCGAUCUCUAGGAAGAAAAAAACUGCGGCGACGAAGUUACCCAAAGAUAGCAAGAAAUUCGACAGUGGAAAUCAGGACACACCUUUGGUGAUUCAGGACGAGAAAUUGGAGGAUGAUUUAGAUGACUUUUUGGACAGACCCGAGCCGGCAUCGAUGUUGAACCGCUCCUUCAGGACACGGGGCAAAGCUGCGGGAAGCGCAACGAGAUGUAAACCCGCCACUAAGCAGCCGAGCAAGGGCGUAGUCGAGCUGGAUGACUCUGAGAACGAUAACAAUGCACCCGUAGGGACCAAGCAGACAACAGCAACCAGGAAAGGCGCAAAAUCGAAAUCGGCGAUCCUGGAUAACAUACUCCCUGAAUCAGCUCGUCAACGGCGUCAGCAUCUUCUCAAGAAGGCACGAGGUCAGCGUGGUCAGGGCGAUCAGAGCAAAAGGCAUCUGAUUAAUGAGGACGAUGAGAUUGAGAUUGGACGGCUCAUGCCUGUGGUGGAAAAGCUUUGGAACCAGGAAGACGACCUCUUGCAUUCUGAACAGCUGGAUCGGCGCCAGGUCAAGGGUGUGGGGCUCGGAGGAAUCGUUGGCGGCAUUGGCGCUGUCCCAGGGUCUUUGGCAGUGUCAAAAAUCACCGUAAAUAGGGCAUCCACAAUAGCCGCUGCCGACACGGAUCACAAGGUUAUAGCCCGCUCGGAGGAUUUGCUUGGCAAGAGCAUAGCGAGGACGGAUGAUUCUGGGAUACUAGAUGACUUUACAGCAGGGCCCUCUUCGUUCGAGAUAGAUGAUCCUAACUACGGCUUGCAGAGCCAAGAAUGGUGGGAUGCCGCAGAUCCAGGCAACAUAGAGCGUUCGCGGAGACAUGAAGGGGAAGAGACUGAUGGCCUCGGUGGUGCGGUUGAAGAGGAUAAUGGGUAUAUGUCUCCGCUUGACGACUUUGUGGAUCUAAGAAAGCGCCGCGACGACCCUGCACUGGCGAUGUACUUUGCGCAAUUCGGUAUGGGUGACAAUACAGAUGCUGAAAACACAGGACCAGCAGGUGCAUUGAGUGGUGAACGAGGUCGUAGAGGUAGUCGUGGUCGCGGACGUAGCCGUGGAGGCAGUACGUCUGGCACGGGCAAAGGAGUGAGCUAUGGGCCAGGAGUGGGCCCUAUACUGACAACCACAGGAACUGGCAGCAACGUAUCAGGGUUGGCAGCAGGACAAGCAGUCUUGACAGCCUAUGGGAUCCCCAAGAGAGCUGGAUCAACCGCCACUAUAGUUGGAGGGCAUGCGACCACUGCAAACGGAAGCAUGGCGAUCCGCAGCAAGCCAACACAGUCUUUUGUCCCCGGCCGGGGCAGAGGAAACAAGUCGAAUUACCAUCGUGGCCGAUGGCAUGCGCGGGGUCGAGGACGCGGAGGAAGCAGAGGGCGCGGUCGAGGACGUGACCUUUAGUUGUUCUUGCAUAAUUGUGCUUUAUUGCUUAUAUUCCAUUCUGGACACUUUGCACCCUUGCACAUCGCCAGGCAGGGGUCCCUCUUUGAUUUGUUUACUGUUC
Gamsiella multidivaricata is the source of this 4630-nucleotide messenger RNA. RefSeq lists its product as uncharacterized. The record is from RefSeq and is a predicted model, not a curated record. The coding region runs from base 31 to 4527 and encodes 1498 amino acids. Lineage: Eukaryota; Fungi; Mortierellomycota; Mortierellomycetes; Mortierellales; Mortierellaceae. The transcript is spliced from 2 exons.